Messenger RNA from Striga asiatica, 1069 nucleotides. Lineage: Eukaryota; Viridiplantae; Streptophyta; Magnoliopsida; Lamiales; Orobanchaceae. The record is from the annotation of a GenBank genome assembly.
CCAUACCACAUUUUUCAAAAUUAAUCAAACCAAACCAAAAAAUCCAAAAGCUUUUAUACCCAAACAUUUAUACAAUGCACAUUUGGGCUCUAAUUAUUCAAAAAGAGUACCACGCUCUUCCCUCUUGGCUCAUUGGACUAUAGUUGGGCCGAACCAUUUCUUAUACCACAAAUUGUCAAUUGUCCAAAAUAAACAGAGACUAAAUGACAAUAUAAAGCCCAAUUUGGAGUUGUCACCGACAGCACGAGCGAGAGUACACAGUGAACUUGGCCGUCGAUUUGGCGGGAGGAAUUUGCCCCGGCAGCAUAUGUGUCUGUCUCAGGAAUGCCUGCGUGAGUCCUGUAUUUCUGCUUUGUUCAUCGAAAAUGUGGCGGAUUUAUGAUGGUUGGCUUGAGAUUCUAAAGAUUCAGAAGUUUCGGAGACUGGUGUCUUAUACAGGGUUCUUCUGUUUUACUGCGCUCAUCAGCUAUGUCUUCACUAACAAUACGAAUAGAGCUGGAUAUUCAAGAGCUGACCAGUUCUAUGCAUCUCUUCCUGCUGGAACUGAAGUUCUUGCUGACCAAGCAAAGCUAUAUAAAGCUGCACUUGGCAAUUGCUUUGAAGUGGAAGACUGGGGGCCAAUUGAAUGGAGCAUCUUGGCCAAACAUUUUGAGCGUCAAGGAAAAUCACCAUACGCCUAUCAUGCACAAUAUAUGGCACAUCUAGCUUCUCAAGGACAAGUGGAUGGAAGUUGAAGAAUCGAGGCUCACAUUUUUUUGAGGAACUUAAAGAAUGAUUCGAAUAUCUCAAGUGAAUGCUUAGUGCUUAGAGAUUAACAAGAUAAUGAUAUUUUUCUUGGUUAAUUCUUCUACUGAACCUUAUUGUGAAUUUUAUGUAUACAAGUACUGUACGUGGCUUUUGAUUUGUAAUCCUCCAACAUGUCAAUGGAGGUGUCUUUGAGAAUAGAUCGGUUUAAUUUCUUUGUUUUAUUGGUAUUCAUGUUAGUUUUAUUUUUAAAGAUGGUCAAGCCUCAUGUGUUCUACAAAUUAUUAGUAUGGAGUUUAUUCAUAAAGAUCGUUUUUUUUUUUUU